AUGGCCAGCACCGUGAGCCCCAGCCCCCCGACCGGGACCCCGGGUCCCCCUGAGAUGUCGGAGCGCAUCCGGAACGCGGCCGACAUCUCCGUCAUCGUCAUCUACUUCGUGGUGGUGAUGGCCGUGGGGCUGUGGGCCAUGCUGAGGACCAACCGGGGCACCGUGGGGGGCUUCUUCCUGGCUGGCCGCGACAUGGUCUGGUGGCCGAUGGGCGCCUCCCUCUUCGCCAGCAACAUCGGCAGCGGCCACUUCGUGGGGCUGGCAGGCACCGGGGCGGCCUCGGGCAUCGCCACUGCCGUCUUUGAGUGGAACGCCCUGCUGCUGCUGCUGGUGCUCGGCUGGUUCUUCGUCCCCAUCUACAUCAAGGCGGGCGUGAUGACCAUGCCCGAGUACCUCAAGAAGCGCUUCGGGGGGCAGCGGCUCCAGAUCUACCUCUCCGUCCUCUCCCUCUUCAUCUGCGUGGCCCUGAGGAUCUCGUCAGACAUCUUCUCCGGAGCCAUCUUCAUCAAGCUGGCCCUGGGGCUGGACCUGUACCUGGCCAUCUUCAUCCUCCUGGCCAUCACGGCCAUCUACACCAUCACGGGGGGCUUGGCCUCGGUGAUUUACACGGACACCCUGCAGACCAUCAUCAUGCUCAUCGGCUCCUUCAUCCUCAUGGGCUUUGCGUUUGCCGAGGUCGGAGGCUACGAGAGCUUCAUGGAGAAGUACAUGCACGCCAUCCCGUCCGUGGUCGAAGGCGACAACCUGACCAUCAGGCCCGAGUGCUACACCCCCCGGGCCGACUCCUUCCACAUCUUCCGAGACGCCGUCACCGGGGACAUCCCGUGGCCGGGAAUGAUCAUAGGCAUGACCAUCGUGGCUGCAUGGUACUGGUGCACAGACCAGGUUAUCGUGCAGCGCUGCCUGUCCGGCAAGGACAUGUCCCACGUGAAGGCCGCCUGCAUCAUGUGCGGGUACCUGAAGCUGCUGCCCAUGUUCCUCAUGGUGAUGCCGGGCAUGAUCAGCCGCAUCCUGUACACAGAGAAGGUGGCCUGCGUGGUUCCCUCCGAGUGUGUGAAGCACUGUGGCACCGAAGUCGGCUGCACCAACUACGCCUACCCAAUGCUGGUGAUGGAGCUGAUGCCUGACGGGCUGCGAGGCCUGAUGCUGUCGGUCAUGCUGGCGUCCCUCAUGAGCUCCCUGACCUCCAUCUUCAACAGCGCCAGCACCCUCUUCACCAUGGACCUCUACACCAAGAUCCGGAAGCAGGCCUCGGAGAGGGAGCUCCUCAUUGCCGGGCGGCUGUUCAUCAUCCUGCUGAUUGUCGUCAGCAUCCUGUGGGUCCCGCUGGUACAAGUGUCUCAGAACGGGCAGCUGUUCCACUACAUAGAGUCCAUCUCGAGCUACCUGGGGCCGCCCAUCGCCGCCGUCUUCCUGCUCGCCAUCUUCUGCAAGCGAGUCAACGAGCAGGGAGCCUUCUGGGGUCUCAUCAUCGGGCUGCUGAUCGGCCUGUUUCGGAUGAUCGCGGAGUUUGCCUAUGGAACAGGGACGUGCCUGGCCGCCAGCAACUGCCCCACAAUCAUCUGCGGCGUGCACUACCUGUACUUCGCCAUGAUCCUCUUCGUCAUUUCCAUCGCGGUCAUCCUGGGCGUCUCCCUGCUCACCAAGCCCAUCCCCGACGUGCAUCUGUACCGCCUGUGCUGGUCUCUUCGGAACCGGACAGAGGAGCGGAUCGAUUUAGAUGCGGACGAGCAGAGGCAGGAGGACGCUGCCGACGAUGCGGAUGAAGACGAUCCCGGGGAGACGCAGGGGUGUCUCCGGAGAGCCUACGAGGCGUUCUGCGGCCUGCAGAGGAAAGGCCCCAAGCUGAGCAAAGAGGAGGAGGAAGCCCAGAGGAAGAAGCUGACGGACACGUCCGAGAAGCCCUUCUGGAGGACCGUGGUGAACGCCAACGCCGUGGUGCUGCUGGCCGUGGCCGUCUUCGCCCACGGCUACUUCGCCUGA
This is a messenger RNA of Pipistrellus kuhlii (Kuhl's pipistrelle), 1983 nucleotides long. Its product is annotated as solute carrier family 5 member 4. Gene Ontology annotation, biological process: sodium ion transport; transmembrane transport. NCBI's taxonomy places the organism in Eukaryota, Metazoa, Chordata, Mammalia, Chiroptera, Vespertilionidae. Gene Ontology annotation, cellular component: plasma membrane. Bases 1 to 1983 code for a protein of 660 amino acids. The transcript is spliced from 15 exons. Gene Ontology annotation, molecular function: D-glucose:sodium symporter activity. The record is from RefSeq and is a predicted model, not a curated record.